CUUCUCCCGUCUUCUCUCCCAUCGUGACGAUCUGUCCUCGGCCUCGAAAUACAUAUAAAGCGAUUCUGGCGUUCCUGUUUACGUGCACUCUCAUAGCCCCCCUCUACUUAUAACUCAUGGGCUCCUUCCACCUGCGACCCGUCUCCGACUCCUCGCCCAGCGCAUCACCCUCGCCCCCUCGCGAUCACAGCUCGCCCUCGGGCAAAUCUUCGACUACCCUUCCGUCGCAGCCCUCGUCGACGACCAGCACCAUCCAAAGCAUCAACGGCCCUCGCCGUCCGCUGUCCCCGAGCUCUCUCAGAGACGUCGAUCUCUCGAGCAACGCUGUCAUGACGCCCCGCCCGUAUCCGCCCCCGCCGACAGGCCACGAGCUCAUGUCGCUCUUCCCCCCGCCGCCGCCGCCGUUCAUGGAAACGACCUCGGGCUACUUCCAGCGCCAGGAGCGCGCCUUUUUCGCGCAGAAGGGCAAGGAGAUCCUGCGCGUCCGCAUCGAGGUGGAUCUCGAUCGCGACAUUGCCAUGGCCGUCGAUCGCGAGCCCGAGGGCAAGGGCAAGGAGCGCGAACGCGAACGCGAGCGCUUCGGGCAGCAGCAGCAGCAGCAGCAAGUGCAGCUUCACCCGCCGCGGGACGCCAGGCCGUGGCCCGCCGCGCAGCAGCCACAACAGCCACAGCCGCCACCCCAGUUCAGCCACCCCCAUCCGCACCACCGCCAGUCGCCGCCCGCCGCCGUGGCGCCGUACCCGCCCCCGCCACACCACCUCUCGCGGGCCUCGCCGCGCGUCUCCGCCGUCCCGACGACGCCGUCCUUCACGAACGUCCCCCCGCACGCGCCGCGGCCGUACGUGCAGGAGGUCGCGGUGCUGCCGGUGCACUCGCAGCGCGCGCCGAUGCAGGUGCAGGUACCGCACCAGCACGAGCCGGGCCAGCUCGAGGAGCUGCCCCUGGACGAGUCGUGGAAGCGGCCCACGCCGCAUAACGAGCGCAGGCGAGCCGGGAAGCAUACGAAGCGCGUGGUGCGGGCGGAGAUGUCGUGA
Molecule: messenger RNA, 1034 nt
Organism: Gloeophyllum trabeum ATCC 11539
Lineage: Eukaryota; Fungi; Basidiomycota; Agaricomycetes; Gloeophyllales; Gloeophyllaceae
Exons: 2
Coding region: 117-1034 (305 amino acids)
Source: RefSeq, a predicted model, not a curated record